Chara braunii is the source of this 1692-nucleotide messenger RNA. Lineage: Eukaryota; Viridiplantae; Streptophyta; Charophyceae; Charales; Characeae. The record is from the annotation of a GenBank genome assembly.
GGUGGGUUAGCAAGGGAGGAAAGUAGAAGCUGGGAAAGAAGAGAAAGAAGGGGGCGGUGGGAAACAUGGAUGCUGAGGGAGAGAACAAAUGUGAUGGUGUGAAGAAAGGAAGAUUGCCAAGUGAUGGAACCAGCAGCGUAGUGGCUACCACCGAGGAUGGGUGUGAUAAUGAUCAAGGCAAGGGCAUUCCAGAAGUGCCACCCUUACCCCCAGUGAUGAAACCUCAUGCCGACAUCGGCCCUGGUUUGCCUCCAGUGCCACAUGUAAGGAGUGCAGCGCGAGUGAUAACACAACGUGGAACUUCUCCGCCUGGUGUUGCUUUUGCAUCUGGUAGCCCCACUCGAUCGCCACGUGCGGGAGCACUUCGCAUGAGGCUGGCUGAGGGAGAAUAUUUCAGCCCUCCAAGCCCCAGAGCACUUGAACCCCAAAGGGUAUUUGAGCCAAUUUCCGAAACAGAAUCUUUGGAGUCAGUGGAGGAGGAUGCGAGGAUGGAUAGAAUGGAUAGUGUUCCAGAGGAGGUAAAACAUGUAUUGGAGCCUCGGCCGGCGACGGGUGAAGCUCAGGAGGAUGGGCAGCAAGAUCGCACAGAAUGUCCACCUGAAUGCUGUGGUGAUAACAACCGUGGAUGUGGUGAUACUGAUGAGCUAGAAGGAUCAAGUGGAGGCAUGGAAGGCAUACUCGGGCCUUCAGGGACUAACACCAAGUAUUCUCCAUUAUCAUGGGGUAUGUUCUUCGAAGAGUCAAAAGACAUUGUGCUAACCAAGACAGGCGAUAAAUUCCACGUUUAUACAGCUGGCAAGGAUGGUCCCGUUGUUUUCUGUAUUCAUGGCGGAGGUUACAGCGGGUUGUCUUGGGGUUGCUCAGCAGUACGGAUGAAGGAGAAGGCUCGUGUUGUUGCAAUGGACAUGAGGGGACAUGGGCUCACUGAAACAAGCAACGAUACUGAUCUGUCGGCUGAUACUCUUGUCUCAGAUGUUAUUGAUGUGAUCAAGCAAAUGUAUGGAGAAACUGUACCUCCCCUUGUGCUGGUUGGGCACAGUAUGGGUGGGGCAAUUGCUGUGAGAGUUGCUGCUCGGAAGGUCCUGCCUUCCCUUGCUGGACUGGUGGUUGUGGAUGUCGUUGAGGGAACAGCGAUGGCAUCACUUGCGUACAUGCAGGCUGUUCUUGCUAGCAGGCCACGACAUUUCUUGACGGUUGAGAGAGCGAUAGAAUGGAGUGUGUGUGGCGGAGCAAUACGGAAUGUGAACUCUGCACGUGUAUCAAUUCCAUCACAGCUGGAGCUUGACGCUAACAAGAGAUGGGUCUGGAAGGCUAACCUUGCCGAAAGCGAGAACCAUUGGAAAGGAUGGUGAGAUUUCAAGUACUCUUUACGGAAAGAAAUAGUUGCAGACUGCUGGUAUCAGUAAUUCUUUAUUCUGUUGCUUUUUCACUCUGUUGUUUCUCUGGCAUCAUCGCUGUACGCGAAGAUUCCUCGUUCUCUCUUUUCUGCUUUCCUUUCGGGAAAAAAAUCUAGUGUUGGCUGGCUGGUUGGGCAGGUGGAAUGCGGCCACAGAACUCAAGUUGCAAAGAGACAUGCACACGUAAUUGCCGGAGAGAGAGAGAGAGAGAGAGAGGCUAACACAUGCACAUACGUGCUGACUUGCUGUUUCUGAGGAUGAGCUAGCCUAGAUGAAAUGAAAUUGUAAGAUGAAU